Molecule: messenger RNA, 1427 nt
Organism: Brienomyrus brachyistius
Lineage: Eukaryota; Metazoa; Chordata; Actinopteri; Osteoglossiformes; Mormyridae
Product: atypical chemokine receptor 4-like
Exons: 2
Coding region: 149-1225 (358 amino acids)
Biological process (GO): chemotaxis; immune response; G protein-coupled receptor signaling pathway
Cellular component (GO): membrane
Molecular function (GO): chemokine receptor activity; chemokine binding; scavenger receptor activity
Source: RefSeq, a predicted model, not a curated record
GUUCCUGGAAGCUGUUUAGCGAGAGGGUGGAGGAAGAGCCGUGGACGAGUGCAGAGAGAACGCAGGCAAGGCACAGAGAGCUCAGUGAGGACGGCUGUGCGUGUCUGACAUCUCCACGAGUCAGCAGGCGAGGAGGAGGUGUCUACAAAUGGAGGACACAGAAGAAGGAUACUUCGACUAUGGCGAGCACGAUAACGACAGCUUCUACGAGUACUACGCGACGCUGUGCGACAAGCAGGACGUGCGCUUGUUCGGGGGGGCCUUCCUGCCCGUCAUCUACGGGCUGGCGCUCGUCCUGGGUCUGGCGGGCAACUCGCUGGUGGUGGCCGUGUACGUGCGGUACAAAAAGCUGAAGACCAUGACGGACGUGUAUAUCCUGAACCUGGCGGUGGCCGACCUCCUGCUGCUGCUCACGCUGCCCUUCUGGGCGGCCGACGCCGUCCACGGCUGGCAGCUGGGCGUGGCCAUGUGCAAGGUCACCUCUGUCCUCUACGCCGUCAACUUCGGCUGCGGCAUGUUCUUCCUGGCCUGCAUCAGCAUGGACCGGUACCUGGCUACGGUCAGCGCCAGGGGGGCCCCGGUGGCCCAGGGCAGAAAGCGGAUCGUGGUCUGCCUGACCGUCUGGGUGGCAGCCUUCUUGCUGGGAGUCCCGGACUUGAUCUUUACCACGGUCAAGCACACGUCCAGCCAGAAGGCCUGCAUUGCCGUCUACUCCACCAACAUGGCUGUGGCGACCAAGUCCACAUUGGAGAUCCUGGAGGUGGUGCUGGCCUUCCUGCUGCCCUUCCUGGUCAUGCUGUUUUGCUACACCAGACUGGCGAGGGCCAUCCGCAGGCUCCCCGAGGCCAGGCAGGGGAGGAAGCGGCACGUCUUCAGGGUGCUGCUGGCCGUGGUUGGCACCUUCCUCCUCACCCAACUGCCCUAUAAUGUGGUGAAGUUCUGGCGCGCCAUGGACAUCAUCUAUAACUUGGUCACGCAAUGCGAGAGCAGCAAGAGCCUAGACCGGGCCAUGCAGGUGACAGAGAGCCUGGCGCUGACCCACAGCUGCCUGAACCCUGUUCUCUACGCCUUCCUGGGCUCCUCAUUCCGGCAGUACCUCCUCAAGAUAAUGAAGGCCUUCGGCCAGCGGAGGAGGACCUGGCAUGGCCGGGAACAACCAAGAGAGGUGGAGAUCUCCCUCAACUCCCACGAGACGUCUGAGGACACCAGCCAGUUUACUAUAUGACCCUGGAGCUGCAACACACAGAUGUCUGAAACAUCUAAGCACAACACUGCGUAUUAUUGGGACUCUCCAACUUUUACGACAUAUAUCCUGCAUAACUUCCCAGUUCAUAGUGGUUUUUACAAAAUGCAUUUGUAUAGUUUUGUAUCUAUGCCUGCUCCAUAUUUUUUUUAACUAAUAAAACAACUAUGUUUUCUUAACUUCA